UAACUGGAGACACGGUUACACGAAGCGUCUCCGUGGCUUACGCAGAAGAGAGUUUCCUUUCUCAUUCCUCAUUCUCUCUGCAAACUCUACUUCAGAUUUUGCUUAACGGUAAUGGAAGCAGCAAAGGUUCUUUCACACUCCAAAACUGCCCCUUUUGGUUUCUCUAUCGUGAGCAACAAAGUGUCUCUGAGACCUUUCAACAAACACUUUCAUGCUGAUAUGAUUGCUACCAAGAGCAUUAGUUUUCGAUUGAAUUGUAUCAAUGGAAACCCUUUUUCCUCGUUUUUGAAACCAGCAAGGAAAAAGGCUGAUUUGUUACCUUCUCCUAGAUGUUCAAUUUCCAGUAAUGCCACCACUGAAUCUGACAAUUCAGUCCUAAAUUACUUCAGAAAUCUCUCAUUUGAUUCAAUUAAAGUUACCCUUCUGCAGUUGACAUCAAUUGAUAUUGUCAAGUGGUCUGGGAUAUUAUGCAUCAUAACUGCAGCCACAAAAUGGACUAUGAAUAUGUUUUUCAAUCCCUUCUUUUGGAUGUAUUUUAGCUGGACUUGGUUAUUCUGGCCAUGGUUAGUGGCCACAGUGCUUGCAGUCUAUGGGUUAUAUAGUUUUCGGAAACAUGUGCUUGGCGAGGCAAACAUAUUUGAGCAAUUGGCAAUUGUUACAUCAGUUUUUACAUGGCUCACUCUUGUUCCACCAGGUCAUUUCAAUGGCUACCUUGAAGGCUGGCCUUUUGUUUUCUUUUUUGUGUAUCAUUAUUUCUUUUUCUUCAAUGUUAGCGUUCGAAGGCGGUUAUAUGGAGAUUAUUAUGCACGGCCCCAUGAUCCAAAAUGGGACGUGAACUUGCCGAUGUGGUCUCGCCUAUUGUUCAGCGCAGGAGUCAUGGCUGGCCAUUGGCUUGCAGCAUUUGAAGGGCCAGAGCUUCACCUCAUACCAGGUGGGUGGAGUAAUCUUGGAAUCUGGGCUUUGAUUAUCACAACUCUGCUAAUGCAGUAUAAGGCCACAUUGUAUCUUGCUAACUAUUCAGAAAAUGUGGUGGAACCAACCGCAGUUGUGCAAUUUGGACCUUAUCGCUGGGUCCGUCAUCCAAUUUAUUCUUCAACAAUGCUUUUGUUUGUAACGUACUGCCUCGCGCUUAGAGCACCUUUGAGUCUGCUAUUUGUUGUAGCAGUUUGUUUGUUGUACUAUAAGCAGAAGGCAGAGAUGGAAGAGGCUUUGAUGAUUGAGACUUUUGGCCAGAUUUACACCGAAUAUGCAAGCAAAGUUAAGUUCAAAUUUAUCCCUUUUAUCUAUUAGUUGGUCUCCGAAAAUGUAGUUGUCAGUCAUCAAAAUCUGGUUGUAAUGUCAGGUUUAGGCAAAAGAUAGUGUCAAUUCUUUGUUUACUCAUUACUCUGUUAUCUUUAGUGUGUUUAACCUGAUAUUAAAUCCUAUGGCAUUCUGUGCACUUGUGAUUGUCUAUUGAAUAUUUAGGUUUUCAUUGAUGUUUUGCUUUAUAUGUAGCUUAGGUGGUUUACUGUGUUUUAGUU
Molecule: messenger RNA, 1520 nt
Organism: Abrus precatorius (Indian licorice)
Lineage: Eukaryota; Viridiplantae; Streptophyta; Magnoliopsida; Fabales; Fabaceae
Exons: 2
Coding region: 112-1290 (392 amino acids)
Source: RefSeq, a predicted model, not a curated record